Chondrus crispus (carragheen) is the source of this 114-nucleotide messenger RNA. RefSeq lists its product as hypothetical. NCBI's taxonomy places the organism in Eukaryota, Rhodophyta, Florideophyceae, Gigartinales, Gigartinaceae. The record is from RefSeq and is a predicted model, not a curated record. The coding region runs from base 1 to 114 and encodes 37 amino acids. The transcript has a single exon.
AUGUCGCUGCGUGUCGGAUUGCCCGCCGAGGCUGCAGUUGUAGACGACCAGCACCGCAGACAGGAGCUCCCGAACAACAAUAAACAAAGCAGCCUCCCCCACCUACCCCCUUAG